UUAGAAUGGACCGAACUAGUAUUUCCACAUUAAUUGAACGCUAUGAUCCUAAUGUCUCACUCAAACAGGGUGGUUGGCCUCGUGUUACUAGUACCAAGGCAGUGUUAUUGACUGUGUGGUACUUGGCUAACAUUGAAACUUUCCGACAAAUUGGGGACAGGUUUGAUGUCACAUUAAGUUGUGCACAUGGUACUGUAAUAGUAUAUUAAGUAUGGAGAACGGUAAGGGAUUUUUACCGUUCGAAGACAAUUGUUUGGAGGAGGAGCGCAGCGACGACUCCAAUUAUUGUCUGAGAACGGUAACCCUUAACGUUCGACGUGCUUAUAACAUUUUUUGCGCGAUCGGAAUAAAAAUUAUGCAAUCAUUAGAAAUACUACUUACUGAGAAAAGAACGAGCGGAAUAAAUCGAAAUGAUCGAAGUGGUAUUGUAUAGGUACUUAUAUCACUAGGUAACGAGUUUGUUAUUUGUCAAAACUGAAAAUAAUAAAUUCAUCAAAUUGUGUCUGUAGUUUUCUAGCUUUUAUACUUCAGUUAUGAGCGAUUCCGACAGCGAUCUAAUAGACGAAAUAGAAGAAGCAUGGGACAUUGGAUGUUCGGCGGUAAUACCACAAAAGUCAAGGAUCCGGUACGAGAAUACGUACAACAUUUUUAAACAGUGGUGCAGUGAGAGAAAUGUAGGUGUUACCGAGAAGGUUCUGUUGGCUUAUUUCGUUAAACGAAGUGAUAAGCUGAAGAGUCCAGGAAGUUUAUGGGCAGAAUAUUCCAUGCUAAAGAGCACAAUAUUUUUAUAUGAAUCUAUUAAUAUUUCGACAUUUUCCACGUUAAUUGCUUAUCUUAAAAGAAAAAAUGUUGGUCAUAGACCAAAAAAAGCUCAAGUCUUCACGAAAAAUGAUAUGGUGAAAUUUUUAAAUGAGGCGCCCGAUGAAAUAUUCCUUAUCCACAAAGUAGCUAUGAUUCUUGGCGUGGCAGGGGCUUGCAGGAGAGAGGAGCUGUACAACAUGAAAGUUGCAGAUAUUGAAGACCAUGGAGCCCUUCUUGUAGUAAAAAUUCCCAACUCGAAAACAAAUAUCCAACGGACAUUUACUGUAACAAGUCAAGUGGACGACAAAGUUUCCUAUUUGGAAAUUUAUCGAAAAUACAUUAAACUUCGACCCACCUAACGUAGUUUCGGCACACCUGUUCUUAAAUUAUCGUAACGGAAAAUGCAGUCAACAAGUAGUUGGAAAAGGGACGAUUGGGAAAUGGCCAUCAAAAAUUGCAACAUAUUUGAAAU
Photinus pyralis (common eastern firefly) is the source of this 1273-nucleotide messenger RNA. RefSeq lists its product as uncharacterized. The record is from RefSeq and is a predicted model, not a curated record. Gene Ontology annotation, biological process: DNA integration; DNA recombination. The transcript has 2 exons. Gene Ontology annotation, molecular function: DNA binding. Lineage: Eukaryota; Metazoa; Arthropoda; Insecta; Coleoptera; Lampyridae. Bases 534 to 1160 code for a protein of 208 amino acids.